AACCCAAGAACAGUGAAUGAACCCAGCCAGAGCGAAGAUUAAAAAAAAAACCAACCAAUCAGAUUCAAGCAAUUAUUGUCCACACGUGUAAAUCCCGCAUCCUCCACGCUCGUUUCUCCACCACCACCUCACCUUUCCUUCUUCCACAUUUCGCCGUCUUAUUUCUAACCCCCCUCCCCACUUUCUUGUUUCCCAUUUUACCCCCCCUCCACCCUCUCUUUUUCACUGACAAUAAUCGUUUUCGCCGUCGCAAAAAACCAAACAACACCGACGAACUCAGCGCCACCGAUUUUUCGAUGGCCUCAGCAAUCUCCGAGCGAGUUGAGCUCGCUAAACUCUGUAGCUCUCGAGACUGGUCGAAAGCAAUUCGAGUUCUUGACUCGCUCCUUGUUCAGUCUUGCGCUAUUCAAGAUAUCUGCAAUAGAGCGUUUUGUUACAGUCAAUUAGAGCUACACAAGCAUGUGAUUAAGGACUGUGAUAGAGCGCUCCAGCUAGACCCUACGCUUCUUCAAGCUUAUAUUCUCAAAGGUCGUGCAUUUUCAUCCCUAGGAAGGAAAGAUGAUGCUCUUUUGGUGUGGGAACAAGGCUAUGAACAUGCUCUGCAUCAAUCUGCAGAUCUAAAGCAGUUGCUAGAACUGGAGGAGCUCUUGAAGUUUGCAAAACAAGACAGGAGUGCUGGUUGUGAAACCCAUGUCGUUGAAUCUAGAUUGUCUAUGUAUGCAUCUGAAUCUCAACCACAUAGCAAAUCAGAUGAAACUUCUAAGCACCAAAAUAAAUUGAGUGACAUCUCUAAUUUAUGCAGUGGGUCAAGGAAUGUACUGGGGAUCCAUAGCAAGUCUGGAGAUAAUUUUGAGAUACACAAGGGGAUAAGUGAUGAAGUUGGAAGGUCACUUAAGCUUGUUCCUGAAUCAGGAUGUCAUACCAAUGAAAAAUCUAGUGAAACCAGUAAAAAUCCCAGUAAAGCGAGUGAUAAAUCUGAGUUGUGCAGUGAGCUAAGGGAUGCUCCUGAGAUCUGCUGUAAAUCUGGGUAUAAUUUUGACAUGGAUAAUGGGCUAAGUGAUAAAGCUGAAGGAAAUCAAAAGCCUGGUAUCCUAGUGAAUGAUAAUCAUGAUAUUCUUGAUUUGCCAAAUCAUGUUUCUGAAUCUUGUAGUGGUGUAAGCAAUGCAUCAGAACUAUCCAGUAGGUUAUCUAUGAUACCUGGCAACUUAGGAGAUACAAGUGAAAUUCUGAGCAAGUCAAGUAAUAAAGUGAACAUGCAUAAUGAAGUAACUGAUGAAACCAAAGGAAAUAAAAAAUUAUGUGUUACUAGGAUUUCAAAGACCAAGUCCAUAAGUGUAGAUUUUCGACUGUCAAGGGGUAUAGCACAGGUUAAUGAAGGAAAAUAUGCUACUGCCAUAUCUAUUUUUGACCAGAUACUGAAAGAGGACCCCACUUAUCCUGAGGCACUUAUAGGAAGAGGGACAGCACGUGCAUUCAAAAGAGAACUAGGAUCUGCUAUUGCUGAUUUUUCAAAGGCUAUAGAAUCAAACCCAUCAGCUGGUGAGGCAUGGAAGCGGAGAGGGCAGGCUCGAGCUGCCUUAGGGGAAUCUGCAGAGGCCAUUAACGACUUGACUAAGGCAUUGGAGUUUGAGCCAAACUCUGCAGAUAUCUUGCAUGAAAGAGGAAUUGUUAGUUACAAGUUUAAGGAUUUUGAUGCUGCUGUUGAAGACCUUUCUGCAUGUGUGAAGCUUGAUAUGGAUAACAUGUCUGCCUACACAUAUUUAGGUUUGGCAUUAUCUUCAAUUGGAGAAUAUAAAAAGGCAGAGGAGGCACAUCUAAAGGCAAUCCAACUUGAUCGCAAUUUUCUUGAGGCAUGGGCUCAUCUAACCCAGUUCUAUCAAGAUAUGGCAAACUCAACAAAAGCUUUAGACUGCAUCAAUCAAGUUCUCCAAAUUAACUCAAGGUUUGCAAAAGCAUAUCAUUUGCGUGGGCUGCUGCUUUAUGGAAUGGGUGAACACAGGAAAGCCAUCAAGGAUUUAUCAAUUGGGCUGAGCAUUGAAAAUGCAAACAUAGAGAGCUUAUAUUUACGAGCAUCUUGCUAUCACGCUAUCGGAGAAUAUGGAGAGGCGGUUAAAGAUUAUGAUGCUACACUUGAUUUGGAACUAGACUCAAUGGAGAAGUUUGUGCUCCAAUGCUUGGCCUUCUAUCAGAAAGAAAUUGCUUUGUACACAGCUUCAAAAAUCAACAGCGAGUUUUGCUGGUUUGACAUUGAUGGAGAUAUCGAUCCUCUGUUUAAGGAGUACUGGUGCAAAAGAUUGCACCCUAAGAAUGUGUGUGAAAAAGUUUAUAGACAACCUCCUCUGCGGGAUUCUCUGAAAAAGGGUAAACUUAGAAAGCAAGAUUUUGCCACAACAAAGCAGAAGAUUGCUCUAUUGGCAGCUGCAGAUUCGAUUGGCCAGAAGAUUCAAUAUGAUUGUUACGGCUUCUUAUCCAAUAGACGACAGCAUCGUAUGGCAGGAUUAGCCAUUAUUGAAAUUGCACAAAAGGUUGCAAAAGCAUGGCGUUCUUUACAAAAUGAAUGGAAGCAUUCUAAUAAAAGCACAUCAAAAUAUGGUAAACGUGUCCGGAGAAGAGUCAACAUACCCAGCCAGAAUAGAGGUGGGGCAGGUUGUAGUACCAGUAGUCCCUCUGAAACGACAACCUCAUAUGGCGUUCUUGAAGAUAGAUCAUCUGGCCGUUCUACAAUGUCAUGGAAAGAUGUUUACUCGAUGGCUGUCAAAUGGAGGCAGAUAUCUGAACCUUGUGACCCAGUUGUUUGGGUUAACAAGCUAAGUGAGGAAUUCAAUUCUGGAUUUGGGUCUCACACACCAAUGAUUCUUGGACAAGCGAAAGUUAUUCGCUACUAUCAAAAUUAUGAAAGAACAUUUGAUGUUGCAAAAACAAUCAUGAAGGAUAAACUCUUUGUGCACAACAAGUCAGACAACAUCAUUGAUUUGCCCAAAGAUAAAAUUCAAGCUAUUAUAGAUGCAAAAAACUGUUCUGAUCUAUACAACGUAGUUGGUGAGGACUUCUGGUUGGCUACAUUGUGCAGCAGCACAGCAUUUGAAGAGAAGCAACUUGAGGGCACGAGGAUUACUCUAGUGAAGAUGGGUGAAGGUGGAUUUGACUUUGCAAUCAGAACACCUUGUAUGCCAUCUAGAUGGGAUGACUUUGAUGCAGAAAUGACAAUGGCAUGGGAAGCUGUGUGCAAUGCUUAUUGCGGUGAAACUUAUGGGUCAACUGAUUUUGAUGUCCUUGAAAAUGUUAGAGAUGCAAUUCUAAGGAUGACUUAUUACUGGUACAAUUUUAUGCCAUUGUCUAGAGGCUCUGCUGUUGUUGGGUUUACCGUUCUGCUUGGAUUACUUCUUGCUGCAAAUAUGGAGUUUACAGGGAAAAUCCCAAAGGGUAUACAGGUGGACUGGGAAGCCAUUCUGAAUUUUGAUCCUAACUCCUUUGCAGAAUCUGUUAAGAGGUGGUUGUAUUCUUCUCUAAAGAUUACGACAUCUUGGAAAGAUUAUCCAGAUGUCGCAUCGACUUUGGCAACAACAGGAUCUGUAGUUGCUGCUCUGAGCUCCCAUGAUGAUUGAGCUGCUAUGAAUCCAGAGCAGUGAGGAAAGCGAUGUGUUGCUCUUCCCUGGAAUGGAGUCCUCCCUUCAUGUGGACCAGAAUCUCGCCCAUUUAGACAACAGAUGCCUCCGUUCCAUACCACACCAGUUUAGCAAUCUUGCAGGCAUUAUGUGUUGUACAACAUCUUAGAAUAAUAUAGUCGCAAAGCUUUAACAGUUGCAGAUCUCCAUAUAUUCAAAAAUAAAUGCUCAUGUUUGCAGAAGUCUGUUCAUUAGGAUAAAUAAACAACAUGUCAUUAGCCUUGUCGUUGUGUUUCAUUUGGCUUGGUAAUGAUUGUAUUUGAUCGACAUUUUCCUUUGCUGGUUUUGAGCACCUGCUAACAUCCAUUGGUCGUGUGCUUCAUCUUCCCGCCGGAAACUGUGCCAACGCCUGCACUCUAUAUUGUCCUUCCAUAUAGAUAACAACCAUGUGGAAAGUUGAAUACAAGGUGUAGCUCAUUUUAUAUUAUUCUUGGUUUAUGUAAUGUUUGUUUUUGAUGCA
Messenger RNA from Populus nigra (black poplar), 4125 nucleotides. RefSeq names its product suppressor of RPS4-RLD 1. Gene Ontology annotation, biological process: negative regulation of DNA-templated transcription. The coding region runs from base 297 to 3605 and encodes 1102 amino acids. Lineage: Eukaryota; Viridiplantae; Streptophyta; Magnoliopsida; Malpighiales; Salicaceae. Gene Ontology annotation, molecular function: protein binding. The transcript is spliced from 24 exons. The record is from RefSeq and is a predicted model, not a curated record.